AUGUCGGAAAAGUCAAAUCACGACCAGCAAGGAGCAGGCCUGACCUCACUGGUUGAGAGCGCACAGGCAUCCCAUGAGUCGAUCAACGCGAAACCGCCACCGCCAGCAGACCGGGGAAAGGAUGCUUACCUCUUUCUCGCUUCAUGUUGCGUGUUAGAGGCAGUAGUUUGGGGACUUCCGUUUACUUAUGGCGUUUUCAACGACUACUACAGCACCCAUGGGCCAUUUGAUGGCUCUGGCAACCUCGCCAUUGUCGGGACAUGCUCCUUGGGCAUGCUAUAUCUCGACCUCCCUCUGGUGUUCGCCCUUGUGCAGGCCUACAAGCAACAUAUUCGCAGCUUCUGCGCCCUCGGAAUCAUUAUCAUGGGGCUCGCGCUAGCCAUCAGUUCGUUCGCAACCACAGUUACGCAUCUUAUCCUCACCCAGGGCAUUCUCUACGGACUCGGUGGCAGCCUGUCCUAUUCCACGUGUCUCAUCCUGCUGUCGGACUGGUAUGACAAGCGCAAAGGCAUUGCCUUCGGCAUCAUGCUCGGCGGAACCGGUCUUGGGGGCACCAUUCUCCCAAUCGUGACAGAGAGACUGCUUCAGUCAUUCGAUUUCCGGACAACCCUGAGGGCGCUGGCGGUGGCCGUCGUAGUGCUGUCUGGCGCCUUCGUCUAUUACAUGAAGCCACGCGUCGAGCCGGACCGCCGAAGAUCGCUACGCAGCCAGGUUGGAAUGCGUUUCAUGAAGACAGGUGCGUUUGCUGCUUUGCAGCUGGCCAACACAGUACAAGGCUUGGGCUUCUUCCUACCGACCCUAUACCUGCCAAUGUAUGCCAGAUCGAUCGGAGCGUCGCAGAGCGUGGGUGCACUCACAGUGGUGGUGUACAACAUUGCAUCCGUCAUCGGUUGCAUCUUGAUGGGUUUCAUCAUUGACCGUUGGCAUGUGACGACAUGCUGUCUGGCAUGCGCGGUCGGUUCCAGCUUCAGCAUCUUCCUGCUCUGGGGUUUCUCUGGCUCAGUUGCGCCUCUGUUCGUCUUUGCCGUUAUCUACGGCAUCUUUGCGGGUGCCUGGGUGGCUACCUGGUCCGGCAUGGUCAAGGCUGUGCAACGGUCCGAGACUACAGCAGACGCCAGCACCGUGUUGGCCUGGAUUUCGACCGGUCGCGGCAUCGGCAACGUUGUCUCGGGCCCUCUAAGUGAGGCCUUGUUGCGCGUGGACCAUUGGAAAGGGACUUUGGCGUAUGGGUAUGGCAGUGGAUACGGUAUCCUCAUCGUGUUUACGGGCAUUACGGCUGCAUUGAGCGGGAGUUGUGUGCUGGGACGCAAACUGGGGUAUUUCAAGUGA
Messenger RNA from Chaetomium globosum CBS 148.51, 1329 nucleotides. RefSeq lists its product as uncharacterized. Gene Ontology annotation, biological process: transmembrane transport. Lineage: Eukaryota; Fungi; Ascomycota; Sordariomycetes; Sordariales; Chaetomiaceae. Gene Ontology annotation, cellular component: fungal-type vacuole membrane. The coding region runs from base 1 to 1329 and encodes 442 amino acids. Gene Ontology annotation, molecular function: transmembrane transporter activity. The record is from RefSeq and is a predicted model, not a curated record. The transcript is spliced from 2 exons.